Messenger RNA from Acinonyx jubatus (cheetah), 3048 nucleotides. RefSeq names its product coiled-coil-helix-coiled-coil-helix domain containing 6 (gene CHCHD6). The record is from RefSeq and is a predicted model, not a curated record. Gene Ontology annotation, cellular component: mitochondrion; MICOS complex. Bases 123 to 755 code for a protein of 210 amino acids. Lineage: Eukaryota; Metazoa; Chordata; Mammalia; Carnivora; Felidae. Gene Ontology annotation, biological process: cristae formation; DNA damage response. The transcript has 6 exons.
UGGCUUGUGCCGCAGCAGCCCGAGUCCCGGGAAGCGCGGGGCGCAUAGGGAGCCAGAGCCUGGCGUCCGUCUGGUUGCUCUGGAGCCGAGUUGCGUGGCCGCCUGCCGGCUCGCCUCUUGCCAUGGGGAGCACCGAGAGCAGCGAGGCCCGCAGGGUGUCCUUCGGAAUGGACGAAGAGGAGCGGGUCCGGGUGCUGCAGGGCAUCCGGCUGUCCGAGAAUGUGGUUAACCGCAUGAAGGAUCCCAACCAGCCUUGCAAAGCUGGGGAGCCAGCUCCGCCUCCUGCCCCUCCGCCUUCUACGCCUUCUACAGGUGGCUCCUCCAAAGGCCCCGAGAAAGACUCCAAACCGCCCAGGUCUGAGUAUGGUGGUGGCCGUCAGCCCUCGGGGGUGGAGGAGGAUUUCCUCAAAAGGUAUAAACAGGAGCAGGACAAGGUCCAGGACGAGUUGUUCCAGGUGGUGACGAGGGAACGAGAGGCAGCCACCAAGCACAGGAGUGCGUCCAUGCAGCGGGGGGAGGGCAGCGUUGACCAGGACAAGCGGAAGUCAACCCAGCUGGCCAGGGAGCUGGAGAGCCGGGAGGCAGAGCUGAGCUGUCGUGACACCUUCUAUAAGGAGCAGCUGGGACGCCUUGAGAGGAAGAUUGACUCCAAUAUGUUCGUGAUUGAAGGGAGAGUAAGGAUUAUGAGGAAAGCUGCAUCAGUAGAAUUUAAAGAAGGAAAGCAGACCCACGCAUCAACAAACGGAGGAAUGUGAAGGGUACAUGGAGUCAGGGAGGCAUCUGAAGGGCUUCUUAUAGGAGGGGCAUCCACGUGAUGAAGAUUUUAAGUCCCUGGGCUAGAACAGUCAACUGCUGACUGGGAUUCUGAGGCCAAAAUCAAGCCUCUGCUUAAAUAAGAAAAAGAGGUAGAAAUGUAUGAAUUUCCUUAGUUUUCUUUAAAAAAAUUUUUUUGAAGUUUGUUUUGAAAGAGAGAGUGAAAGCACGAGUGGGGGAAGAACAGAGAGAGAGGGAGAGAGAGAAUCCCAAGCAGGCUCCAUACUUGCUGUCAGUGCAGAGCUCGAUGUAGGGCUCAAACUCACGAACCAUGAGAUCAUGACCUGAGCAGAAACCGAGAGUCAGAUGCUGACCUGACUGAGCCCCCCAGGUGCCCCUGAAUCUCCUUAGUUUUCAAAAAGAAACUCUGGAAGAGUAAAUCAGAAAAUAAUGAGAUCGUUACCCAUAGCGGGUGAAUGGAAAUAGGCCGAGAAGACGGAAGGGGAUGUGAUGUCUCCGAAUGUGCCUUUUAUGUAUAGUCGACUUGUGAACCAUAGUAGUGUGUUGCUUCUUUGACAAUUGCAUAAACAAAGAUGGAGUGAAAAAUUAAUAACGACAGAAAUAAAUGAGCCUGGCCUUCUAUCAGGUAGAUGCCACUCCACACAGAGGAACAGUGUUAAUUUGAGGGGACUUCUACUGUGGACAAGAUGGCUAGACUCAUUUCUCCUUGCUGCUUCUCACUAGGUACAAUUAUGCACUCUUAAAUAAAUGGAGAGGCAAUCAUGGGAGAAGUCUGAAAGCUAGGGAGAGGAAGGGACACUGGCUAGGGACUCUUGGAGUAGAGGGUCAACACAGCAGCCUAGGUGUCCCCUGAUUGUCCCACCCAGUGACAGAGAACAACCCAAGGUCAGUAUCUUCAGCCCCUAACCUGUGGCAGACAACUGCCCAGGUAGGCUUAUCCUUUCACCAGAUUGGUGGGGAGUCCUGUCAGCCAUACUGGGUAGGCCCAGUGGCCUCAGCGAGGGAGACCAAGCAGGAGUACCACUGAUGAGUGGCCCCAGGAAGCACUCUCCUUCCCUAUGGGCCAGAGACCCUCUUCUUCCACCCAGAGACCCCAGUGGUUCAACAGCACCAGCAGGGGCAUCCUGCCACAAGUGGCCCAGACUGGGAGCACUCUUUGUCCAGUCAGUCAAAAUCUCCUUUCCCCUACCUGGAGAUGCCAGGUUGCUAGGAAGUCCUGGUCUGGGAAGCAUUCUUUGUCCUGUGGACCAGAGAAUCCUUUCUCCCACGUAGAGACACUGGCAGCCUGCUGGCACCAGCAGGGGACAUCCUGCCACAAGUUACUGGAGCAGUGGUCCUUGUGUACUGUAGGUCAGAGACUUUCUUCCACCACCUGGAGACACCGAGAGGCCUGAUGCUGGCAGGACAGAUCCCUGGCUGGUGAGGAAAUAAGGUACUUCCUUCCUUAGGCCAGGAAUGUCAACAAGUGGGUGGCAAGGAAGUACUCUUUGUCCCCACAGCCUGGGAGAGGCACUUUCUGCCCCCACAGGCAACACCAACAGGGAUCAAUGAGAGCCCCUGUGGCCUCUGAUGAAGCAAGCAGACCAGAAUAGCACAAUAAAGGCUCUGAUUCAAGAAGCUGAGCAAAUUCCAAAGAAGACAAAUCUAAAGAAAUACACACCUAGAGCCAUAAUGAUGAAACUUGUAAAAAGUGAGGACAGAAGAAUCUUGAAAGCAAUCAGAGAAAACCAAUGUAUUCCUUACAAGGUAACACCAGUUUGAAUGACAGUGGAGUCUCAUUUAAAGCUAUGAAGCCAGAAGGAAGUGGCAUAUUUUUCAAGUACUGAAAGAAAAAAAUUCAUAACCAUGAUUUCUCUACCUGGAAAAACUAUCCUUUAGAAUGAAGAGAAAAUAAAGACAUUCUCAGAUUACAGAAAACCAAGAGAAUUUGUUGCCAGCCAAUCUACCCAUAAAGAAUGGCUAAAUUCGGGCUCUUGGCUGGCUCAAUUGGCAGAGUGUGCAACCCUUGGUCUCAGGGUUGUGAGUUCAAACCCCAUGUUGGGUGUAGAGAUUGCCUAAAAAUCUUAAAAAAAAAGAAUGCCUAAAGUAAGUUAUUCAAACAGAAAUAAAAUGAUAAAAGAAAUAAUCUUGGAACAUAAAGAAGAAAGAACUAACAAUGGAAAAACAAAACUAUGGAUAAAUACAGUAGAUUAUCCUUCUCGUGAGUUUUUAAAAUCACAUUUGAUGGUCGAAACAAAAAACACCAUCUGAUGUGAGGCAAAUGUAUGUAGAAGA